This is a messenger RNA of Aricia agestis (brown argus), 2385 nucleotides long. RefSeq lists its product as uncharacterized. The transcript has 22 exons. Lineage: Eukaryota; Metazoa; Arthropoda; Insecta; Lepidoptera; Lycaenidae. The record is from RefSeq and is a predicted model, not a curated record. The coding region runs from base 30 to 2321 and encodes 763 amino acids.
AUAUAACAUAAUAUUAUAAUUCAAUCAGUAUGGCAACAUCAACAGUAAUGAGCUUAGGUGAACUCAUCGAUUUGGCGAUCGGAACUCCAGAGGUGGGCGUGGUGGACUUCUGCAUGGUCCACACCGUGCUGCACUGCCUGGCGCAGCAGCUGAGAGUCACCAGCAAGCCGGUGGAGCUGCGAGGCCACGCCAUGGCCCUGCCGGCCAGGGACAGAGAGGAGACGGUGGCUGUCAAUGAGUAUGUGAUGGAUCAGGCGGACACAUCUGAUGAUGAUGACGGUGAUGCCUCCGAACCUGACACACCAAGAAAGAAAACUAAACAAAAGACUUUAUUAGUCGUGGAAAAAGUCAAGAAGACUCAGCCAUCCGCCACUCCAUCAGCCCAAGAAGCUUCCCAGGAUCAGCCUACUCCCGAGGGUUCAAUAAUCCAGAAACCUCAGGUGGUGCUGUCUACAGAGAAGCUCGCGUCCUUCGUAACAAUCAGCAGAUUCAACCUCCUGGACGCGACGGUCAGAGACCUGGUGGACAAAGUCUGUGGUGAUGCGUCACCAAGGGAACGGGGAAGGGACCUAAGUCCUGAUUUAGAAGAGGGGAAAGAUCCAUCUGAGAUGAAACCUAAAUCGUCAAGGUCAUUAAAGGAAGGAUCGACUUCUGUAAACAUAUUCUCACGGCUGGAAGCAGCUGAGGAGGAAAUAAUGAAACUAAACACGAUUGUCCAAGACCUCAUUACUGAAAACCCAGAACUGAAAACGACUUCAAAAAUAGACGCAACACAAUCAUCACAUUCUUCAAGAAGAGAUUCACCGCGUCGAUCGCCAGCGCGAGAUCCGACGCAGCAGACUUUGAAAUCGUCAACAAAAUCAGAUCAAGGUCUUCAUCAGGAGACAGAGGAUUGGACCGACAAGAAGAAGUUGUCGAACCUCAAACACACGCUGGACAAAAUAAGAGAAGAGCUAGAGAACGUCACGAACUCUUUCUACACUAUCGUCGCAAAUAUGGACGUGGAAUUUGAUUCGUCACGUUCUGGAUCCAUCCAUCCAUCCACUGAGGAAAGUGCCAUGGCCGAAUCACUUAUAGAAGGCCAGCUUUCAGAAGUGCAAAAAUCAGAUACGCAUCGCCGAUUUAUAUCAUCAACUCGUAUGAUGGAACGGCUAGAUGAGCUGGAGAAACGCUGGCAAGACAGUUUGGAUACAAGCUGUGAUGAAAAGAUAAAAGUGCUUCAACAACAAUUGGACCGUUUGUCGAUGCAAGUGUCGAUGUUUGCUGAUGCUGGGUGUAUACCCACUCCCAACAUUCCUAAAGACUUGGAAGGACUACUGUCGCUAUUUGAAACCGUCCAACAAAUGCAAGAGGAACUAAGGAAGGUGCACGAGACCGCCAUACAACUGGCGGCAGAAAAAGACACCAGACAGUUACGCUUUGAUGCUCUCAUCGAGCAAGUGGAAUAUUUGAAGAACAUCAAGUUGGAUCGUGUGGUGAUGGAGGAGGCGAUGGCUGAGAAGGCAGACCUGCGCAUGCUCGCUCGUAAAGUCUCCUACAAUCAGUUCGAGCUAGCUUGUGAUGAUCUGUCUAAAGGCUUGGAGCACACGCUUGGCAAACUUGAUGUGCAGGAAACUCUCUGGCAACAAGCACUGGACGAUAUCCAGCGAGAGAUCGAGAUGAAACUAGACAAGAUGGAGUUCUCGCCGAUGAAGGAGGCGUUUAACAACAAACUGAGGAAGAUACAAGAGAAUCUGAAGAAGCUGUCCAAAUUCCGCGAGACCGAAGCGGCCGGGACCAAACGACGACUGCUGAAGGACGUGAACUGCAUAUCGUGCGACGCGAAGGCAGUGAUGCCGGCAGAGGCGGAGUCGGCGGUGCCGGUGGCGUGCCCGCUGCCGCCAUCGCUCUCCAUCAAGCCCUACCUAACCUAUGAACUAGAUGCGAUAAGGAAGGCCCAAGCAACCAGCACUCCGCAGCGGAACAUGCGCGACUGGGAGCUCAUCGAGAAACAAAUGCCCACUAAAUAUACCAAGCUCAGCAAAUCCGGAAAAGACAAGCACCUAUGCAACCGCUACUGCGGCGGUUCACAUACGGUCGUCUCGCCGGCGCAACGGGUCGCACGAACGGGACACUUCAUCAAGCAGUGGGGGCCGGACGUCAUACCGCUGGGCUCGGGCCUGGAGCCCGGGGAGGACGGCAGGCUGUACAAAGUGUCUACUGCACAAGGGCCAACGCCGGCUAGCACAGAUAUUGAUAAAUGUACACCGAAACCGAAAGCAGAGAAUGAAAAAACACAAAACUUUACUUCGGAGUGUCAUUGUUUAGAAGAGGAGCCGUAACCGAGAAAAUGGAAGAAUUGAAGAUUUUGUAGUGUAUUUUAAUGAAUCAAAUAAAACAAUUAUU